Caenorhabditis remanei is the source of this 2313-nucleotide messenger RNA. RefSeq lists its product as uncharacterized. The transcript has 8 exons. NCBI's taxonomy places the organism in Eukaryota, Metazoa, Nematoda, Chromadorea, Rhabditida, Rhabditidae. The coding region runs from base 1 to 2313 and encodes 770 amino acids. Gene Ontology annotation, biological process: cilium organization. Gene Ontology annotation, cellular component: cilium. The record is from RefSeq and is a predicted model, not a curated record.
AUGUCGAAUAGACGAGAACCGCAGGUGACGAGGAACCUGCAAGCGACGGCGGAUUUGUUGGAUGCGUUGCAGGAGAACCCUACCCUCCUCAACGACGAGGAAUUCAUGAAGCGUCUCUCGAUCCUCCGUGAGAAACAUGAAGAGACUACCAACUUCCUCGCCAAGAAGCUGGGCGCCCCACCGCUCCCCACCAUGAUAUCCUCUACCUCUACCUCGAAAUCUUCCAAAACAACAACACAAUCGAGAAUCCAUAUGACGACAUCGACGAGUUGUCAUCAGAUUCCGAGGCAUUUGGAUUUGCAUCCUCGUGAGUCUUCCAAGUCUCCCAAGGAAUAUUUCGACUCCGAGAACUAUGAUAUGGAAGAGGAGGAGUAUCAUUUGGUCGAGCGACGUGGACGUCUACACCAUCAAGACUCAGAAUCCGAGUACAUGGUUCCAACCCGUCAUGAGGUCAGGGUACCGGUAAGGAUAGCGCCGGCGCCACCUGUGAAUCAAGGUAGACGCCAUCAAAUCCACGUCAUCACUCAGUCCGCACCUUCAUCAUCUUCAAGAGCUUCUAGUCUGCCACGUCAUCAACGUACAGUAACCUCAGUACCCCCAUCCCGUCAAAGAUCUGAAAACAUCCGUCAAAUCCUCGCCGAAGCCUCCAUCAAACACAACCUACCCACUGCUUCUAUCGCAAUGCCUUCCGGACUUCUUCUCUCUUCCACCAGCACUAAACACGUACCACGUCAUCCUCCAGAAUUCGCCACGUCAUCUGAUGUGGUGGAGGAGAGUUUUUUGGAGGAUGGACAGUCGACUACCAGGGAGAUUCCCACGAUUCGAGAUGAGAUGGUAACAACGGAGCAUCGGUCAGUGAAGAGACAGUUGGAGAAUGGAACGACACUUGGGCAGAAGCAUAGGUCUAAGUCGAUGCAUAAUAUGGCAGAGCCACAGGUUACGAUACCGAAGCCAUUUCAGUUAUCAUUACGAAAAUCCAUCGGCAACACCUAUGCCAAAAAGUUCAUGUCAGACCUGAUGACAGAGAAGCAGAGACAAGAGGAAGCCGCGAAAAUCGCUCUGGAAAACACGAAAUUCAAGGCGAAACCUGUCCCGAAGUCCACGUACCUCCCAACAAAUACAUUUGCCACCGAGCAGAAAUAUGUGGAGGCGAUGAGAAAGAAGGUGGCGGCGGUGGCAAGGAAGAAGUUUGAGGCGCAGAGUGAGAUGUUCCGAUCGAAGAGUGAGGGGAACUUGGCCUCCAUCAAACCCCUUGGCUAUGUUCCCCCAAGCACUUACAUCUCUCCAAUUCCAGUCCGACCAAACGCUCGGGGGCGGAGUGCAGUGACAAGGACAGCGGCGAUGAUACAGGAGGCAACGACACCAAAGGGGAUAAAGAGCCACCGAGCACAAUCAAACUUGACGCACAACUUGAGGCAUGGGAGGUGCAAGUUGGAUACGUCUGCAGUGGUGUUGCAUAGAAGGACGUCUCCACCGGAUUUUAAUAAGAUUCAUGCAAAGAUAAACGAAGAAUACCGUCGCACAAAUUCCAAACCCUCCACUGUCCCCAUCCCAUUCAAAUUUGCCCACCGCAGUCCAUCCGCCCCAACCCGUCACACCAACUGCAAGGAGACCCCUCCAGAGCAAUUCAAGCCAAAAACUCCCGCAACUAAACCAUCAGAAUUCAUCAGAAUCCCGAGCACUCAUGGCGCUCAGCUUCGUGAAGAACUGAAUCGCGCCAGGAUACAGAAGAUGCGAGCGGAGGAGACGGCGAAGAAUAACUUCUGGGCGGAAGAUAAUCGGAAACGGAUCGCCUCGUUCCUGGGCAGGAGGAGUAAGACAGAGGAUAACUUGGCGAUGAGGACAAGGAUGAAAAUCCAACAACAGCAAGAGACCGAACAGGAGUAUAUGAGACAGUUGAGCGAGAUGAAGCAAAGAGUGCUCAAAGGCCCCCUCAUCAUGGAGAAACAAACCGCCUUGGCCCAAGAACACCGUCUAAAACGAAAAUAUGAAGAACGGAUGAAAAAUUCCAAAGUUAGAUCCGCCCAAGCAGAUCCUUCACGACGCGGGUCUGAAACCAGUGCUGCUGGAACAUUUGUAGUGGAGAAGAAUGGAUCUUCUGCAGUUACAUCUUCUAGGAAAUCCGAGUCGAAAGCAUCUUCUUCCCGGUCCUAUAAGAAAUCCACGUCAUCUGAGGAAUCUUCUGGAUCUUCUAGAUCUUCGGAGUCCACUGGAGCUUCUGGAUCCCGAAAAGUCUCAUCUAGAAGAUCUGAAUCAUCGUCGUCGUCUUCUGAAUCUUCUUCAGAAGACAAUAGUGAUGAUUCAGAGAGAUAG